Messenger RNA from Prinia subflava (tawny-flanked prinia), 1958 nucleotides. RefSeq names its product zinc finger and BTB domain containing 8 opposite strand (gene TSLIG1). The transcript is spliced from 8 exons. Lineage: Eukaryota; Metazoa; Chordata; Aves; Passeriformes; Cisticolidae. Gene Ontology annotation, biological process: tRNA splicing, via endonucleolytic cleavage and ligation. The record is from RefSeq and is a predicted model, not a curated record. Gene Ontology annotation, cellular component: tRNA-splicing ligase complex. The coding region runs from base 378 to 869 and encodes 163 amino acids.
UCCGGAGCGCCCCCAGCGCGCUCUUAAAGGGGCCGCGCCCCGCGCUGAGGGGCGGCGGGUUCGGGGUUCGCUCCCGGUUCUCGGUCCUUGCUCCCGGUCCUUGCUCCCGGUCCCCGAUGUGGAAGAACCGGUGCUUGCGGCUCCUCCGGUCACCACAGCCGUGGGCAGAACGUACAGGGGCGGGACUGGAUCGGAUCGGUGCGCGUGUGGGCCGAGGUCUCCGUCCAGGGCCGCCCUGACACCAUCGGGUAUCCUCGGCGUGUUAUUAAUUCUCUGUAAUCACGAAUAUAUUCCCCUUUUCCACAAUUCAGUGCCGCGGUUGAGUCGGAAACCAGGAAAGGAGGGAGAAUUCCUGGAUUCCUGCAGAGCCCUGAGCCAUGGCAGAGGACAGGGAUUACAACCUGACCGAGGAGCAGAAGGCUGUGAAAGCCAAGUACCCCCCUCUCUGCAAGAAAUAUGAAUAUUUGGAUCACACAGCAGACGUGCAGCUCCAUGCCUGGGGGGACACGCUGGAGGAAGCCUUUGAGCAGUGUGCCAUGGCCAUGUUUGGCUACAUGACAGACACAGGCACCGUGGAACCCGUGGGCACAGUGGAGGUGGAGGCAGAAGGGCAUGACCUGUUGUCUCUCCUCUUCCAUUUCUUGGAUGAAUGGCUGUAUAAAUUCAGUGCUGAUGAGUUUUUUAUACCCAGGGAAGUGAAAGUGCUUCACAUUGACCGAAUGCAGUUCAAAAUCAGAUCAAUUGGGUGGGGAGAAGAGUUCUCUUUAGACAAACACCCCCAGGGCACAGAAGUCAAAGCCAUCACUUACUCAGCAAUGCAGAUCUGUGAAGAUGAAAAGCCAGAAGUCUUUGUCAUCAUUGAUAUUUAAACCAGAAGAGUGUGGUUGAGUGGAUAUUGGGCAUCAUCUGGCCAAAGCCCCUUAAAACUGUAAACCCUGUGGGAAAAACCCUGGAAUUGGUCAGUUAAAAUCAGCAAAUGAAGGGAGUAAUUGCAGGGAAUGUCAGAUGUUUUCACUGAGACAGAGAAUAAGAGGAAUUAAUUGGGGUUUUGGGGAUAUGGAGAAGGAGAGGUUUGUUUUGAAUCCUCCCAGGAUUCUGGCAGGCAGCUUUUAAGGCUGUAUGAAAUACAGAAAUUAGUGGAGCUAACUAAAAUACUCCCUUUUUGCAGCGUGGCAGGAGAUAAUGUUCAUCUAGAUUGAUUUUAUUUGCAUAUUUCAUUUUCUAAUUCGGAGCUGAUGUUCCUCCUCCACAUUACAGAAAUCCAAAAUAGCUGCAGUGGCUCAGAUGUAAUGUGGGAAAAAAAAUCUUGAGUGUUUAAAAUUAGACACCUAAAAAAUGAUGCCAAUUAAACAAACAAACCACCACAUCUUUUAAACUACUUAAAAAAGAAAUCGUGCCAGCAGGUGGUGCUGAAUUGCUGUAAAUAAAUUGCCACGUGAAAUCCUAAAGCAUGUGACUGUACCUGGAAUACUUUUAUCACCUCUGAUAACUCUAAAAAGUUGGUAGAAGGGAAUGGAAAGGGAUGUCCCAGGUUCUCCCUGGGUUCACUCCCAAUUGUAUCUUGUGAAAACUCAGUAUUUUUCUAAAAAACAUGGUUUGAUCAGGCUAAUUGUUUUUUAAAAAGAACAAUACAGACAAUCCUUAAACGUGAAUAGAUUACAGACUUGCUGAAUCAAAAUUAAUCUAAAAUAAUAAAAAAUGUGGGAUUUUUUUUUUUGAAAUCACAGGAUGGCAAAUGUGCAUUACCUGCUGUUUUAAUUUAAUUCAAAUAUGAGGAGCAUAGGCCUGGCCUGCUCUGUUACUGUAAAUGCUCCAAGUGCCUCACUGUGGUGUCUCAUCUUAUAAAGUCAUGUUAAAUAGUUCUGGUUUUAUUUCCAUGUUGUAUAGACUUAGGGGUAAAACCCCUCCAUUUUUUUAAGCAAGCCUCAAUGCCAAAAUAAAACUUCGGACUGAAACAA